AUGAGUUCCCAACAGCAGAAGCAGCCCAGCACCCCUCCUCCCCCACCUCAACAGCAGCAGAUGAAACAGCCCUGCCAACCUCCACCCCAGGAACCAUUUGUUCCCAUUACUAAGGAGCCGUGCUACCCCCAGUAUCCCAAACCAGGCCAUCCCAUGAUUCCUGAGCCAGGUCACACCAACCUCCCUCAGCCUGGCCAAACCAACAUACCAGAACCAAGUCCCUCAACCAUUAUUCCAGGCUCAGGCCAGAAGACCAAACAGACCUGA
Messenger RNA from Neomonachus schauinslandi (Hawaiian monk seal), 267 nucleotides. Its product is annotated as cornifin-A-like. The record is from RefSeq and is a predicted model, not a curated record. NCBI's taxonomy places the organism in Eukaryota, Metazoa, Chordata, Mammalia, Carnivora, Phocidae. The transcript has 2 exons. The coding region runs from base 1 to 267 and encodes 88 amino acids.